This is a messenger RNA of Daldinia caldariorum, 999 nucleotides long. RefSeq lists its product as uncharacterized. The transcript is spliced from 2 exons. The coding region runs from base 382 to 906 and encodes 174 amino acids. Lineage: Eukaryota; Fungi; Ascomycota; Sordariomycetes; Xylariales; Hypoxylaceae. The record is from RefSeq and is a predicted model, not a curated record.
GGGUACUAUAUAAGAAUACCUAGGUACAGUAGGUGAUAUCUAUCUCAAUUUGAUAGUUGCACCUCCCUAAGGUAUGCCUGUGUAAUAGUAAUAACUUAAACUCAUUUCCCAUUUCCCAUUUCCCUAGCAAGCACUGCCUUCGUAUGAAUUAAUUUUAAUAUGAGGUACCUUACCUACCUAAGGUAUCUUCAACUCUCGGUCCCUCAAAAACUUCUCCAAGUCAUUCAUUAAACAAGUUAAUUAUCCAUCGAAGUCAUCCUUAACUCAUCACUCUUAAUAAGCUUCAGAAUCACAGCCUUUCGUUCCAUCUUCCGGUUCUAAGCAAACCAAUUCGUGUUAUCCUCUCUACACUACCUAGGCACCUAUUAGUCCCCCUCAGCAAUGGCAGUCAACGACAUAUCCUCAAGCGCAAGAGCCAGGGCCAACGAGUUGCUUGCUUACAGCCAACGUCAUGUAGACCGCGUCGUGAGCCCACCAACGCGACAGAAGGCUUACGACUGGGUUUACGACUUAUCAACCGAGAGGCCUAUCUUGUUUUCAUUCGUCGCCUUUCAAUUUACCCUCUCUCUCGCGCCUCUGCUUCUCUUUGCAGGCUUCGCGGCGACCACUAUUGCCGUCUCUUUAAUCUCCGCCGUCCUGUUCUCGCUCUUUUGGAUCGGCAUCGCCACACUUUUCCUUGUUCCGACCCUCUGCCUCGCCUUUACCAUAUCCCUAUUAUUAUGGGCAUGGGCAGUCGCCACUUUCUUCGCUGUCCGCUGGGCCUAUCAGAGGCUACCGUUCAGCGUUGAUAGAAAUGGCAGAAUAGUGACUCGCGACAGCGGCGGGAAGAAGAUUAUCUUCGACAAGAAGAACAACACUGGCGUCGACUUGAAAGUCGAGGCCGAGGUGGUUGAGGCCAAGGAAUAGAUUGCCAGCGAGGUUAUAUGGAUCGCGAUGGAGGCUGGUUGGUUCAUGAUACGCCAAGGCACCGUGGCGUUGUUGAAGCUCAGGUUUUGGCUG